Molecule: messenger RNA, 2309 nt
Organism: Marmota monax (woodchuck)
Lineage: Eukaryota; Metazoa; Chordata; Mammalia; Rodentia; Sciuridae
Gene: Nptn
Product: neuroplastin
Exons: 9
Coding region: 77-1273 (398 amino acids)
Biological process (GO): homophilic cell-cell adhesion; axon guidance; dendrite self-avoidance
Cellular component (GO): plasma membrane; axon
Molecular function (GO): cell-cell adhesion mediator activity
Source: RefSeq, a predicted model, not a curated record
CUCCCUCCCUCCCCUCCCUCCCCCUGCCCUGGCUCCGGCCCCGGCCCAUUAGGCGUUCGGUCUUCUGCUAGGGAGGAUGUCGGGCCCGUCGCUCCCCAGCGCCCUGGCCCUCUCGUUGUUGCUGGUCUCUGGCUCCCUGCUCUCAGGGCCGGUCGCCGCUCAGAACGCUGGGUUUGUCAAGUCGCCCAUGUCAGAAACUAAGCUCACGGGGGACGCCUUUGAGCUGUACUGUGACGUGGUCGGGAGUCCCACGCCAGAGAUCCAGUGGUGGUACGCAGAAGUCAACCGGGCAGAGUCUUUCAGACAGCUGUGGGACGGUGCUCGGAAGCGCCGUGUCACCGUAAACACCGCCUACGGGUCAAACGGCGUGAGUGUGCUGAGAAUAACCCGGCUCACCUUGGAGGACUCUGGGACUUACGAGUGCAGGGCCAGCAACGACCCCAAGAGGAAUGACUUGAGGCAAAACCCCUCCAUAACAUGGAUUCGAGCCCAGGCCACCAUAAGCGUCCUUCAGAAGCCAAGAAUUGUCACCAGUGAAGAAGUCAUUAUUCGAGACAGCCCUGCCCUCCCUGUCACCUUGCAGUGUAACCUCACCUCCAGCUCUCAUACACUUACAUACAGCUACUGGACAAGGAAUGGGGUAGAAUUGACUGCCACUCGUAAGAAUGCCAGCAACAUGGAAUACAGGAUCAAUAAGCCAAGAGCUGAGGAUUCAGGCGAAUACCACUGCGUAUACCAUUUUGUCAGCGCUCCUAAAGCAAAUGCCACCAUUGAAGUGAAAGCUGCUCCUGACAUCACUGGCCAUAAACGGAGUGAGAACAAGAAUGAGGGGCAGGAUGCCAUAAUGUACUGCAAGUCAGUUGGCUAUCCCCACCCAGAGUGGAUCUGGCGAAAGAAGGAGAAUGGUGUGCUCUCAGAGAUUGGCAAUGCCUCUGGUCGCUUCUUCAUCAUCAACAAGGAGAAUUAUACAGAGUUGAGUAUUAUGAACCUCCAGAUCACAGAAGAUCCCGGAGAGUAUGAAUGUAAUGCUACUAACUCUAUUGGCUCCGCCUCAGUGUUCACCAUCCUCAGGGUACGAAGCCACCUGGCCCCACUGUGGCCUUUCUUGGGAAUUCUGGCUGAAAUCAUCAUCCUUGUAGUGAUCAUUGUUGUGUAUGAGAAGAGGAAGAGGCCAGAUGAGGUUCCUGACGAUGAUGAACCAGCUGGGCCAAUGAAAACCAACUCUACCAACAAUCACAAAGAUAAAAACUUGCGCCAGAGAAACACAAAUUAAGUACUGCUUAUAAUAUCUUUAGGUUCCUGAAACUGGUGGCAUCAUGACCUGCUAAAUUUUCUGCUUGGACCUCUUUGGUCUCCCUUUUCAAAGUGAGCAACACCACAAUGACCGUCUAAAGCAUGCCUUAUUUAGCCUCUCCUAUAAGGGUGACCUAGCCAGGUACAUUUUAAACAGUGCUUCAGUGUAGAAGGUGUAAACUAUUUUGGGCUUGAUGUGCUGUGAAUGUUGCUUUCUUUCCUUUGUUAAAAUAUUUAAAUAGAAGUGAAAAGGUCCUCUGAGGACCAGAUCGUGCAUGCGCCAUUUUUUACUUAAAGCAGCUGUUAAAUUGGCAAAGCUCUAAAAUGCACUGCUGCCAUCUAGUGAUACAUUUUUGUAAAGUACUCAAAACCUACAGAUAUAUACAAUAUAUAAAUAUAUAUAUAUAUAUAUUUAUAUUUUUUGGGGUGGGAGAAAUCCAAAAUAAAAUAAAUGCUUGUUUCAUGUUUAAAAUGCUGAUAUUCAUUCCUUAUUGUAUGUUGUCAGAUGAGGAAAUGUGCAGUUAUGGUACAUAAAGAUAGAUAAUUUAUAAAUUCUGAAGUCUGUAAUUUUAAGGGCUUAACCUACAACUUUAAUAAUAUGAUGGAAUAGUCCACUGAAGGGAUAUAAUGAAUUGCAGUAUAUAUGUAUGAUUGCUUUUAAGUGACUAUUUUUUUCUUCUGUUAAAUCAUGUAAAUUCUUAAAUCCUUUUGCACUGAUGUAUUGAACUAUUCUUGUAUAUUCGAUCAAGGCAAAUUUUAUAAUUUACCUUUUGUUUUCAAUGACCUUGAGAUGUUAUAGCAUGGUGAAACUAUGCAACUCUAGUUAUACUUUUUGGUUUGACACUAUUUUUUCACAUUGAUUAAUGGUUGAUGGUAGAUUUUAUAACCUGACCAGGUUCUCAUGCAGUACGUAACUAUAGAUGCAUGUACUUGUGUUUUGUGUAAUUGUUGAAGUGCAAUGAUGUAUUAAAAAGUGGAUUCACCUGUUUUUAACAAUAAAACAUUGACAAAAGGUG